CAGAGCUAACAAGUGGCGGCACCCAUCUCCGGCACCGGUCCGCUGCUGCUCUGAUUCGGCAGCCCGACCGACAGCUGGGAGGAUUUCACAGCCGGGCUCAGCCGGUUCGGAACGGCCUUCUGGAACCGAGAGGUUGUUUUCUUGUUUGUUUAAAUGGCGAAAACGUACGACUACCUGUUUAAGCUGCUGCUCAUCGGAGACAGCGGCGUCGGGAAGACAUGUCUGCUGUUCAGAUUCAGCGAGGACUCCUUUAAUACCACCUUCAUCUCCACAAUAGGGAUAGACUUCAAGAUCAGAACAAUUGAGCUGGAAGGAAAGAGAGUCAAACUCCAGAUUUGGGACACUGCAGGCCAGGAGAGGUUUCGCACCAUCACUACAGCUUACUACAGAGGAGCAAUGGGCAUUAUGCUGGUCUAUGACAUCUGCAACGAGAAGUCCUUCGACAACAUUAAAAACUGGAUUAGAAAUAUUGAAGAGCAUGCCUCAUCAGACGUGGAGAAGAUGAUACUCGGGAACAAAUGUGACAUGACUGACAGGAGGCAGGUGUCUAAAGACAGAGGUGAAAAGCUGGCUAUUGAUUAUGGAGUGAAGUUCUUGGAGACCAGUGCAAAGUCUGGCCUAAAUGUAGAAGAGGCUUUUUAUACUAUGGCAAGAGACAUUUUGCACAACCUUUGCUCAAAGGCAACUGACAGCAGCGGUGAAGGAUCCGGGAAGCCUGUCAAGAUCACAGAUAAAAAAUCAAAGAGAAUCAAAUUCUUCAAGUGUUCACUCCUCUAAGCGUCUAUCUUCUGAGGAUUGAUGCCCGUCAGGUUUCCUGGCCGCCUGAGCAACAGCUCAGCUCAUCAAUAAAAGGCCUUCUAACGCCACCUGAGGUCACCGGGUCACGUGUGGCCGAGCCGUACCUCUGAUCUGCUAAACAGAAACUGGGAAGCGAUGCAAAAGACUUGCAGCAGUGGUUUGCAGGUCGCCCUGCAGUGCCCGCUCACAGCGGGCAGCAGUCCUGUUGACGUUUACGCCAUGAGGAUAUAUCAUUUGCACACUGUUGUCUUACUCUUUAAUAUUGUAGCAUCAUUUUAUAAACACUGCCUAUUGCCAGAUUUUCUAUUAUGAUGCUGAAUAUAUCCUAGUCUCAGCAUUGAUUGUAUUUGCGUGUAUGUAUGUUUUUCUUUAUCAUGCUUAUGGCCUUCAGUUGCACUGACAUCAUUUUGACCUCAAAAUAUCUACAGUUUUACAAUACAAACAAAAAAACACAGCAGCUUUUUGUGGUAUUUUUAUUUUUGAAAUUAUAUUUAUACAAGUUUCUGUAUUAAAAUGAAACUGCGAAAGAUCAUUCAGUAGAAUGCACUGGAAACAUACUGUUACGCGAUUGUAUCUGCAUGAAAGUUGUAAUAAGGAAGCCCUUGAUGGGUCAUUGUUAAGCACACUGUAUCAGAAAAGAAAAUGUUUACAGAAAGUAUUUAAAAAUGCCAACCAUAUGUAGAAUGAUGGUGUUUUUCCUGCAUGCAUUUUUUUAAAUUUUCUCCUCAAACAGAAGAUAUUCAUCAGUUUUUCUUUCAUUUUCAAACAUAAACUCAAGUAAAGCUGUAAUGUGGUUUAUAAUCUCUUGAAUGUUACCGGUGGAAAGUAGCAAAAGUAAAGAAUCUUUAUAACA
Molecule: messenger RNA, 1651 nt
Organism: Nothobranchius furzeri (turquoise killifish)
Lineage: Eukaryota; Metazoa; Chordata; Actinopteri; Cyprinodontiformes; Nothobranchiidae
Product: ras-related protein Rab-8B
Biological process (GO): regulation of exocytosis; protein localization to plasma membrane; endocytic recycling
Cellular component (GO): synaptic vesicle; trans-Golgi network transport vesicle; endosome
Molecular function (GO): GTPase activity; GTP binding
Source: RefSeq, a predicted model, not a curated record